Messenger RNA from Spinacia oleracea (spinach), 788 nucleotides. RefSeq lists its product as uncharacterized. The record is from RefSeq and is a predicted model, not a curated record. The transcript is spliced from 4 exons. NCBI's taxonomy places the organism in Eukaryota, Viridiplantae, Streptophyta, Magnoliopsida, Caryophyllales, Amaranthaceae. Gene Ontology annotation, biological process: regulation of DNA-templated transcription. Bases 341 to 664 code for a protein of 107 amino acids. Gene Ontology annotation, molecular function: DNA-binding transcription factor activity.
GUAUAUGAUAUAUACAAGUAUUAGAAUAUAACUGCAAUCACUAAGCAUGACUGCACGAGUGCUCAUGUAUCUCUGUAUUACUCUACUCUCUUGAAAAUCCUAGAUGUUUUGAGAUGUAGAGGAAGAAAAUUAACUGCCUUUUAUUUUCUUUAUCUUUAUGUACUGAUGGUAGACCACAAAGUGCAGAUAUGCAAGUUCUUCCUUCAACAACGAUGUCGAUAUGGUGCUAACUGCCGGUUAUCGCAUGGAACACUAAUGUCCCUGUCUUCCCUGAAGAAGUAUGUGUCACCUAGUUGGGGGCAGCCAUUUGUAGGAGCUAGCAUUUUGGCAGUUUCAGGGAAUGGAGCUAGCAUUUGGAGAGAGGCUGAACUUGAAUCUUGGGACGACAAACUCAAUAAAGGCCUGGUUGUAUUUCGUGACGAUGGAAGCUCAGAGACGGUGGGGGCAGAAGCAAUGUCAUUAUCAUUCGAGUGACAGAUCGAAGGAGACUGAUCAUAAGACUCUACGAAGGCUUGCUCAGAACCGUGAGGCAGCAAGGAAAAGCCGGUUGAGGAAAAAAGUCUAUACUCUGAGGAAUGCGCCUUAUGCGAGUGAGGAAAUUGAUGUGGUUCGUGAGCAAUGGGCUAAGUUUUUUACCAGAUCGCGCUUGAUCGAGUUGGUUUAGAUGUUAUAGAACAAUCUUUUAUAUUAAAAUGUAUGCGUACAAUGAAAUUGGAACAUAUAUUUAAAUGUACGUGCACUUUGGUUUCAUGUAUACAAAACAACAAUUAUUGUUUUUAUAUUUGUUA